This is a messenger RNA of Haliotis rubra (blacklip abalone), 1570 nucleotides long. RefSeq names its product sulfotransferase 1B1-like. Bases 558 to 1322 code for a protein of 254 amino acids. The transcript is spliced from 7 exons. Gene Ontology annotation, biological process: sulfation. Gene Ontology annotation, molecular function: sulfotransferase activity. NCBI's taxonomy places the organism in Eukaryota, Metazoa, Mollusca, Gastropoda, Lepetellida, Haliotidae. Gene Ontology annotation, cellular component: cytoplasm. The record is from RefSeq and is a predicted model, not a curated record.
GGUCACUAUGACAUAAGAGGUAAACAAUCUCGCUUAUGUUAUCGUGUUACAUACUAGACCACUGAAACAUACUCUAUACACAUGCACGCAGAUAUUUACAGGUCAGUUGUUAAGCUUCCCGCACUGUGGGCCUCACCAGUACUGUCGAUAUGGAGUAAUUAUAGCAAAAUGUUUCCGUGUACGUGGGCGAGUGAUCUGUCAGUGGAUAUAGAAUAAUAAAUACAUCACGGAGACGGUCAACUUCAAACUGAUUCACUGCAAGGCGAAGAUUGACGAUACAGUAUAGGAGGUAAGUCUUCAUUCACACAGAUAAUUCCUUCACUUCGCCUUCACGCGGCUGGACUGGUUGGCAGACCAUCGCAUCCAAGACGAGUAACCACUACGGUACAAGAUGUAGGUAUAUACUACGAUCACAGAUAAGGACUUCAGGAGCUACUGGUGAACUUCUGUGACUGGACAGACACCUAAAUCUGCAACAGCUCCGACUACGUCACUGACACAGACUAGCUUUUCGUCCUUACAGCGGAACCUUAUUGCAAUCUCUGUUAUCCCGCCAGAUGUCGCGCAUCAAGGUUCUAGAUGCUGGAGGUGAUGCGCUCCCAAUGUUUCAGUACCAGGGACAGAACUAUCCCAACUACGUCCAGACAGACUCCAUUGUCAACAUACACAAGAUCCCUAUCAGGGAGGACGAUAUCAUCAUCUGCGGGUUCCCCAAGUCAGGGACACACUGGGUAUGGGAGGCUUCGCGAAUGCUUCUGGCAGGUCAUCUGCUGAACGAUGCUGUGGAGAAGGGAGUGGGGAUGCUGGAGUAUGCACCACAUGAUGACAUCCAGGCAAUGUCUUCCCCACGACUACUUAACACUCACUUCAUGCUGAGUCGGCUUCCACCGGACAUCGUGACGAAGAGAUGCAAAAUAGUGUACCUGUUACGGAACCCUAAAGACGUCGCCGUCAGCUACUACAACUUCAUGCUCAAACUCCCCUACUACAACUACAAGGGGAAGUGGGAAAACUUCAUGAAAUACCAUGUGCUUGGAAAAUUUUCAUACGGAUCAUGGUUUGACUUCGUCUUUGACUGGGAAGAAGAAAAACGAAAGCAUCCGGAGUUACCUAUCCUGACUCUUCAUUACGAAGACAUGAAGGAGAACAAUUUACGUGAAUUAAGGAAACUCGACAAAUUCCUGGGCACAGAUCGGGGUGAAGACUUCCUGUGUGAGUUGUAUGAACACACAAGCUUCACUGGUAUGAACCACAGGAAAGCACAGAUAUCGUCUGAACAGGGGGGCGUUUGCUGGACUGUACCGGAAAGGUGUCGUUGGUGACUGGAAGAACUGGUUCACUCCGGAACAAAAUGAAUGGUUCGACAAAUAUUACGCAGAGAGAAUGAAAGAUUGUGACCUGAACAUAAGAUUUACGUUGCCCUGACGGACCUGUGAAACAGCACAUAUACGCCAGGAAUCGCUCAACAGAAAACAUAUAUAUCAUGUGGACUUGACAUGGGACGGGUGACAUGUCUAAACUGAUUUAUUUUGAACUCAUGACCCUGAGUCAAAUAGAAAUGUGUCGUCGG